Messenger RNA from Pochonia chlamydosporia 170, 396 nucleotides. RefSeq names its product ribonuclease/ribotoxin. Gene Ontology annotation, molecular function: RNA nuclease activity; RNA binding. The record is from RefSeq and is a predicted model, not a curated record. Bases 1 to 396 code for a protein of 131 amino acids. The transcript is spliced from 2 exons. Lineage: Eukaryota; Fungi; Ascomycota; Sordariomycetes; Hypocreales; Clavicipitaceae.
AUGCAGUUCUCCGUCGUCAGCCUCCUCUCGCUCGUUGCCCUUGUCAGCGCCGCCCCUGCUGAUCUCCAGCCUCGAGCUGCUACCAAGUGCGGCAGCGUCUCAUACAGUGCCAGUGCUGUCCAGGCUGCUGCUAAUGCUGCUUGCAACUAUGUAAAGAACGGUGGUCAUGCUGGAUCGUCUACCUAUCCUCACAAGUACAACAACUACGAGGGCUUCAACUUCCCCGUCAGCGGCCCAUACAACGAGUUCCCUAUUCUCAAGUCCGGCAAGGUCUACUCUGGUGGUUCACCCGGCCCUGACCGAGUCGUCAUUUCUAACUCCUGCCAGCUUGCUGGUGCCAUUACCCACACCGGUGCUUCUGGAAACAACUUUGUCGGUUGCUCUGGCACUUCUUAA